Carcharodon carcharias (great white shark) is the source of this 2944-nucleotide messenger RNA. RefSeq names its product guanylate-binding protein 1-like. NCBI's taxonomy places the organism in Eukaryota, Metazoa, Chordata, Chondrichthyes, Lamniformes, Lamnidae. The record is from RefSeq and is a predicted model, not a curated record. Gene Ontology annotation, molecular function: GTPase activity; GTP binding. The transcript has 11 exons. The coding region runs from base 345 to 2360 and encodes 671 amino acids.
CGGGGGGGAGGGGGGAGCGAAGGUGGAUGAGCUCCUGGCUAGACGGCACGGAGCCUGAACGAAGGAUGAAGGAUUAGCUCAGCUUCGCCCUCUGGUGGCAGAGCCGUGCAUCUCUCCCCCCCCACCCCCGUCUCAGCACCAGAAAAACCCAGCCGGAGUUUCGAUUCCAGCAUCGUCUUGUCAUCCUGUGACUGCCAAGAGACAGGAAACGAAACUGGGAGCACAAUCAUCUGUCGUGUGGCAGUGUCUUCGUAGUUUUGGUAGUGUAUCUGUGCACCCCCAGCAUCUGUGCCAUCCGACUCCUCACUGAGCAUCACCGACAGAGCCCAGACUCUCUCCCAGACAUGAUUCCCUUGCAGCUCCUGUUUUGUUUAAUCCUGGGAUUGUCUGCACUGGAAGAGAAUCUUGACCAUUCGUCCAACACCUGUUCGAGGGGACAAGGUUCAGCUGAGAUAUGUCCUCCAAUAGCUGAAAUAUCAGACAAGUCACUGAGUGAUGUCCCUGGCCCCUCAUCUGAGAUGCUAACUGAUGAGAAGAUGGAGGUUCCUGUGAUGGAGGAGAUUCAGAUGGAGGAGAUUAAGAUGGAGGAGCCGAUGACCCUGGUUGAAAACGUGGAUGGGGCAUUGCGCCUCAACCCGGACGCCCUAAACGUCCUGCGUUCCAUUGAGAGACCCGUGGUGGUGGUGGCCGUGGUGGGAGCUGCUCGGACAGGGAAGUCGUACCUCUUGAAUCGUCUUGCCGGAUCUAAGAAGGGUUUCCCACUGGGGUCCACCGUGCAGUCGCUCACUAAAGGCAUCUGGAUGUGGUCCUUGCCUCACCCGCAGAGAGCUGACCAAAGCCUGAUCCUGCUGGAUUCAGAAGGACUCGGAGAUCCGGAAAAGGGGGAUGAACAGAACGACAAUUCAGUCUUUGCGCUGGCCAUCCUCCUCAGCAGCGUGUUCGUCUACAACAGCCAGGGAACCAUCAACCAGCACGCCAUGAGUGACCUGCACUUUGUGACAGAACUGGCAAAGCGGAUUCAGGUGAAAUCGCAGCCUGAUGGGAGUGAGGCGCAAAACUUUGUCCAGUUCUUUCCUGACUUUGUGUGGACGCUACGUGACUUCACCCUAGACCUGAAUAUUAAUGGAUCAGUGGUGACAGCAGAUCAAUACUUGGAGAACAGCCUUCGACUCCGUAAAGAGGAGACAAAGCAGGACCAGAGCUACAACACCCUGCGCCGGUGCAUUCGGGAAUACUUUCCCUCCCGCCGCUGUUUCGGGCUGGUGAGCCCCGCCCCCCGGAAGGUCCUGAGGCAGCUCCAGGGACUGUCCGACGACCAGCUGGACCAGGAGUUCGUUCGGGAUUUCCGCAGCUUCUCCGAGUACAUUUACACCUCCGGGAAGGUCAAGAAAGUGCUGGGCGGACACCAGGUGACUGGAAAGAGAUUGAGCCAGUUGGCCGAGUCCUAUGUGGAGGCCAUUGCGAGAGGCGAGUUACCCUGCGUGGAGAAUGGAAUUGCCCGGAUGGCGGGGAGCGAGAAUGAAGCAGCUGUUCAGAAAGCGCUGGAAUACUACGACCGGAAGCUGGUGAAAUUGCUGCCUUUGCCGGGACACAUCGUGUAUCAACUGACCGACCUAUUCACUUAUUAUCACAAUGAGGCAGUGAGAAUCUUCAUGAAGUAUUCGCUGAUGGAUAAGGAAGCCAAGCAUAUCCGCAAAUUGGAGGAGCUCCUGCAAUCCCGUUACGAAUCCGAGCUUUCCAGGAUCGAAGUUCAGUCGGGAGUUCAUUGUGAGGAGGCUCUGUCGACAGCCAUGGCUUCCAUCCGUGACAACCUGGAUUCGGGCUAUUAUCUAAGACCUGGGGGAUAUCGCGAUUUGGAGAUUCACCUUGAGGAAGGCAUCAGCAAAUACAACAUGGGGACUGUGGAGGAGGUCAAGGGCGCGGAGGUCCUGGAGGAGUUCCUGACGAAGAUGAAGCCUCGCCUGGCCGAAGUGCAGAAGGUGAACAGCGUGCUGCACGACAGGGAGGAGGAUGUGUUCGAUCUGAAGGAGGAGCUGGCGAAGCUGCGGGAGGAGAGGUGGGCCCAGGAGCAGGGCCGGCAGGAGGCCAAGCGGGCCGGGGAGCAGGACCUGCUGAGACAGCUGAAGGGCAAGUUCGAGGAGGAGCGGGAGCGGGCGGUGGCCGAGCAGACGGAGGUCAUCGGCCACAAGCUCCGGGAAGGGGGCAGGUACCGGGCCGAGGGCGCUGAAGAGGAUUCCGGGAGAUCCGACGAUGAGCGGCGGCGCUAUGAGAGGGCGCGGGAUCGGACGAGGGAUCAGACGUUCUGGGAUUACAUCUACGCGGUGGUCGGCUGGCUAGGCCGGUCCUUGGGCCUUAUUUGAUUGACGUCGACGUGACACUCUGAAAUCUUGUACCCACCCCCCCCCUCCACCCCUCCCACCCAACAACCCUCCCCCGGUCCCCCCCUCACGGCCGCUACUCUGGUUUUGGUCCAAGCCUCACCCCAACCCAACAGCCCUCCCUUCCCCGAGACAGGUCAGGAAAGUCCCAGGCUUCACUUUGGGCCCCAGUGUGGAGCAGGCCAACCUUUCGCCUUCCGAUAACGAUUGGAUUCCCUUUAGAAAGCCUCGAUUGGCUCCCCCCCGCCCCCCCCACACCCUCAGGCAGCGCGUUCCAGACCCUAACCCCCCCUCGAUUGACCCUCCUUCUCCCCCACACUCUCAGGCAGCGCGUUCCAGACCCUAACCCCUCGCUGCGUGAAAAAGUUUCUCCUCGUGUCUCCGUCGCUCCUUUUACCCAUCGCCUUCAAUCCAUGUCCCUCUGCUUCUCGAUCCUUCCCCCCAAUGGGAACAGUUUCUCCCGAUCCGCUCCGUCCCAGACCCCCUCGUGAUUUUGAACACCUCGAUCAACUCUCCUCUCCACCAUCUCUUCUCCGAGGAGAACAGUCCCAACUUCUCCAAUCUAU